Messenger RNA from Vollenhovia emeryi, 2176 nucleotides. RefSeq names its product methionine aminopeptidase 2 (gene und). The record is from RefSeq and is a predicted model, not a curated record. Gene Ontology annotation, molecular function: metalloaminopeptidase activity. The transcript is spliced from 6 exons. Gene Ontology annotation, biological process: proteolysis. Lineage: Eukaryota; Metazoa; Arthropoda; Insecta; Hymenoptera; Formicidae. The coding region runs from base 49 to 1473 and encodes 474 amino acids.
CGGCGGAGUGCCGUACGCCGCAGCAUUGUUUGGCCAUCGUACCCGAAAAUGGCGGCCGUGUUGGACGAAGUCGGCAAGUCCGCCGAGAAACUCGUCAACGAGGAGAAGGACGAGAUCGUCGACGGGGAGGACAAGUCCGGGGCGGCCGAGGCCUCGAAGAAGAAGAAGAAGAAGAAAAAGAAGAAGAAGGCCGGUGCUGGAGAGGCUAGUGCAGAUGUGCCAGAAGGAGAAGAAGAUAAGGCCAAGGAUGACGAGGCAGUGGCCGAAGGCGCCGCAGAGGUGACCGAGAACAGUGGCGAGAGCGAGGAGGCCAAGAAGAAGAAGAAGAAGAAGCGCAAACCCAAGGAUAAGGGCGGUGUUAAACAGCAAACGGACCCGCCGAGCAUUCCCGUGUCGGAAUUGUUCCCGGACGGCAAUUUCCCGGUGGGGCAGGUGAUGAUUCACGGGUCCGCCGGGAUAGACGACAGGAUGGCGAAGAUGCGCUUCAGCAGCGAGGAGGCGCGCGCCCUCGACAGAAUGCACAAUGACAUUUACAAUGAGGCCAGACAGGCGGCCGAGGCGCAUCGACAGACCAGAAAGCAUAUCAUGAAAUGGAUCAAACCGGGAAUGACCAUGAUAGAGAUCUGCAACGAGCUGGAGGAGACCGCUCGGAAAUUGAUCGGGGAGGACGGCCUGCUGGCCGGACUGGCGUUCCCGACCGGCUGCUCCCGCAACCAUUGCGCGGCCCACUACACCCCGAACGCCGGCGAUCCGACGGUUCUCGAGUACGACGACGUCACCAAGAUCGACUUCGGUACUCACAUCAACGGACGUAUCAUCGAUUGCGCGUUCACGUUGACGUUCAAUCCCAAGUACGACAAGCUGAUCGAGGCUGUCCGCGACGCCACCAAUACCGGUAUCAAGGCCGCCGGUAUCGACGUGCAGUUGUGCGACGUCGGUGCAGCUAUUCAGGAAGUUAUGGAAUCGUACGAGGUGGAACUGGACGGCAAAACGUAUCCGGUGAAAUCAAUUAGGAAUCUGAAUGGUCACUCGAUCUCGCCCUAUCGCAUACACGCCGGGAAAACUGUACCGAUAGUCAGAGGCGGCGAGGCCAUCCGGAUGGAGGAAAACGAGUUCUACGCGAUCGAAACCUUCGGGUCUACCGGUAGAGGCGUGGUUCACGAUGACAUGGAAUGUUCGCAUUACAUGAAGAGCUUCGACGCCGGUUUCGUGCCAUUGAGACUGCAAAGCAGCAAGUCCCUUCUCAAUACUAUCAACAAGCAUUUUGGUACUCUGGCUUUUUGUAAACGCUGGUUGGACCGCGUCGGUUGCACAAAGUACCAAAUGGCGCUGAAGGAUCUCUGCGAGAAAGGCGCCGUGGAAGCGUAUCCGCCGUUGGUCGACGUCAAAGGCUGUUACACCGCUCAGUUCGAGCACACCCUCGUCCUGCGUCCUACAUGUAAAGAAGUAAUUUCCCGCGGUGACGAUUAUUAAAUCGGCCGUUGUUUUAUGUGAAUUAUUAUCGGAUGUCAAGAUGUAUUUUAAUCUCGAUGUAACAUCGCUGUGUCGAAGCGUCGUAUCCCGCGAUGCGACCAAGGUGAUCAUUAUAUUGUAAUACGUUAGCAACGUGGCAUUUCUGAGUGUGAUGUACUAUCCGUGACCUCAUUCUUUUUCUCAAUCGUAAAGAGGUGUUGCAGCGACAAUGUGAUUUUUAACCGAUGACAUACGUACCGGUAACAUAUUAUACAUCAGGUGUUUCGUGUGUCGUUUAAGGACACGUCUCCUUUUCUCUUUUCAUCCCCACAGGCGUACACAUUUCGAGAAGAGGGUCUAUAUUCGCUGUUAUAUUUCCUGUAACGUUUUUUUGUUUUAUUAAUGGUUUCUUACACGUUGGAGUGGAAAUGAUGGGGGGGGUUGAUGUUUAGUGUUGAAUAAAAUAUAUUUGGAAUCCGAGAUUUUAUCAUUGCGAUGAUCUCUUAAGGUCCUGAAUAUCGUGAUUAAGUUUAUGUUAAAACGUAGAGUUUAGCCUACACAUACAUGUGACAACUGUACAAAAGAAAAGAAAAAAAGAAACGAAAGUAUCCUCUCCAUCUGUGGCUCCUCUAUUGGUUGGGUGAUAUCUCCUUGCGCACUUAAGCGCGAGUUAUAUAUUAUAAGAUUUUCAUGGAUCAGUUGGUAAAUUAAAGUUGUAACAAAC